This is a messenger RNA of Cryptomeria japonica (Japanese cedar), 2769 nucleotides long. Its product is annotated as pentatricopeptide repeat-containing protein At3g09040, mitochondrial. Gene Ontology annotation, biological process: RNA modification. The record is from RefSeq and is a predicted model, not a curated record. NCBI's taxonomy places the organism in Eukaryota, Viridiplantae, Streptophyta, Pinopsida, Cupressales, Cupressaceae. The transcript has a single exon. Bases 1 to 2769 code for a protein of 922 amino acids. Gene Ontology annotation, molecular function: RNA binding; protein binding.
AUGUUAGCCAUUGCCCAUCUCAAUAUCAAAGCGCUUUGUAGAGAGGGCUGCUUGAAAGAGGCGCUGCACAUUCUGCUCACUACACAGAACGCUUCUCCUGCUGACAUUAAUAUAUAUGUUCAACUUUUGAACACCUGCAUUGCCAAGAAUGCUCUUUCAGAGGGUAGAAAAAUCCACUCUCACAUCAAUGAAAGGGGGCAUAAGUUUGCCACAAACCCCUCCUUGCAAAGUAAACUUAUUCACAUGUAUGACAGGUGCAGAAGUUUGGUUGAUGCUCGCAAUGUUAUGGACAAGAUGACUCAAUCGGACGUCUUGCCAUGGAAUAGGAUAAUUGCAGCUUACAGAAGACAUGGGUUUGCAAAAGAAGCACUGCAACUGUUUCACCAAAUGCAAGUAACAGGUGUUCAACCUGAUCAGUUCACCUUUGCGGGCAUUCUUCCGGCAUGUGCCAAAAUGGGUGCCUUGGAACAGGGAAUACGGAUCCAUCAGAGGAUAAUACAAAGUGGAUUUUUGUGCGAUGAUGUGCUUGUGACUUGCCUGAUAGACAUGUAUGCAAAAUGUGGAAGAAUACACGAUGCACGCGAAUUGUAUGACAAACUGAGUAAUGCCAACGUGGUUUCGUGGACUGCUAUGAUUACAGGCUAUAUGCAGAAUGGUAUUGUUGAUGAGGCUUUAAAGCUUUUCCAGGAAAUACCUCAACAUAAUGUGGUCUCAUGGACUGCAAUCAUUGCUGGAUAUGCACAGAGUGGGCUUGUAGAAAAGGCAUUGGAUAUUUUUAAGCAAAUGCAAUUGGCUGGCGUAAAGCCAACCCCGGCAACCUAUGCCAGCAUCCUACCCGCCUGUGCCAAACUGGGAUCUUUGGAACAGGGCAUGAGAAUUCAUAAAACAAUAAUUGAAAGUGGAUUUCUGUCGGAUGCUGUUGUUGGCAAUGCUCUGGUAAGCAUGUACGCAAGAUGUGGAAGCAUACAGAAGGCGCGGGAACUGUUUGACAAAAUACCCCAACGAAGUGUGGUUUCAUGGAAUGCUAUGAUUGUGGGAUAUGCACAGAAUGGGCUUCUGGAAAAAUCUUUGGAGAUUUUUAAGCAAAUGAGGUUGACAGGCGUAAAUUUGGACUCGUCAACCUUCGCUACAAUUAUCCCAGUCUGCGCGAAAAUGGGAGAUUUAGAACAAGGUAUAGAUAUACAUCAAAAUAUAAUUGAACUCGGGCUUUUGUCAGAUGAAGUAGUUGUGGCUUCCCUAGUAGACAUGUAUGCAAAAUGUGGAGCCAUACAGAAGGCGCGCGAGUUGUUUGACAAAAUGGUUCAACGAAAUGUGGUAUCAUGGACUGCACUUAUUGCUGGAUAUGCACAAAAUGGCCCUGUCGAAAAAUCCUUGGGUAUUUUUAAGGAAAUGCAAUUUACAGAUGUAAAGCCCGACUCAACAACCUUUUCCAGUGUUCUCCCGGCUUGUGCCAAACUUAGAGCUUUGCAUCUAGGGAUGGGAAUCCACGAAAAAAUAAUUGAAAGUGGAUUUAUGUCAGAUGCUAUAGUUGUAAAUGCCUUGAUAGAUAUGUAUGCAAAGUGUGGAAGUAUACGUAAGGCACAGGAACUGUUUGAAAAUAAUUCACACCGGAGUGUGGUCUCAUGGAAUGUAAUGAUUGUGGGAUAUUCACAAAACGAGUUUUUUGACAAAGCAUUGGAGUUCUUUAAGCAAAUGCAAUUGGCAGGUGUAAAACCAAACUCAUCAACCUAUGCCAGCAUCCUUCCAACAUGUGCCAAAUUUGAAUCUUUGAAGCCGGGAAUUGAAAUCCAUCAAAAAAUAAUUAAAAAUGGUUUCUUGUCAUAUAUUGUAGUUGCAACUGCCCUGAUAGACAUGUAUACCAAAUGUGGAAGCUUACAGAAGGCACAGGAACUGUUUGAUAAAAUGCCUCAUCGAAAUGUUGUCUCAUGGACAGUAAUCAUUGCUGGAUAUACCCAAAAUGGGCUUGUCGAGCAGGCAUUGGAUUUUUUUAGGCAAAUGCAAUCGGCAUGUAUAAAACCAAAUUCAGCAACCUUCGCCAGCAUCCUUCCAGCGUGUGCCAAAUUGGGAGCUUUAGAACAAGGGACAGAGAUUCAUCAAAAAAUAAUUGAAACUGGAUCUUUAUCGGAUGUGGUUGUAAAUGCCCUGAUAGACAUGUAUGCAAAAUGUGGGAGUAUACAGAAGGCAAGGGAUUUGUUUGACAAAAUUCACUAUCCAGGUAUAAUCUCAUGGAAUGCAAUGAUUGCAGGAUAUGCAAUGCAUGGCUACAGCAUUGAUGCCCUUAAACUCUUUGAACUGAUGAAACAUUCUGGAACGAACCUCAACCAUAUAAGCUUCCUUAGUGUCUUAUUUGCAUGCAGCCAUGCCGGUCUAGUGGAUGAUGGCUGUAAAUACUUCAAUAGUUUGACUGACUCAUAUUGUAUAACUCCUACAAUGGAUCAUUACGCAUGCAUGGUUGACCUUUUUGGACGCGCUGGUUAUCUUGAGGAAGCCCUAUAUUUGAUCAUCAAAAUGUCAACAAAACCCGACAUAGUUGUGUGGAAGUGUUUACUUGGUGCUUGUAGAUCACACAAGGAUACACUGCUAGGAGAAUUUGUGGCAAGUCUCCUUUUUGAGAUGGACCAAACAAAUGCCGCACCUUAUGUUCUUCUGUCAAACAUCUAUGCAGAAGUGGGCAGGUGGGAUGAUGCUCAAAGGAUAAGGAAAUUGAUGGAAGAUAGAAGCAUUGUAAAGCUACCUGGGUGUAGUUGGAUCGAAGUCCAUAAAUUAUAA